This is a messenger RNA of Austrofundulus limnaeus, 1055 nucleotides long. RefSeq names its product endosome associated trafficking regulator 1 (gene entr1). NCBI's taxonomy places the organism in Eukaryota, Metazoa, Chordata, Actinopteri, Cyprinodontiformes, Rivulidae. Gene Ontology annotation, biological process: regulation of cytokinesis; positive regulation of cilium assembly; positive regulation of protein localization to cilium. The record is from RefSeq and is a predicted model, not a curated record. Gene Ontology annotation, cellular component: recycling endosome; early endosome; centrosome.
UGAGAAGUUAGAGGCGGGGUCACGUGGGUCAGCAGGGAGCGGUGUUUUUCCGGGUCCGGAUUUGACGGCGGGACCAUGAUCCAUGAAGGACCCAGAACCCAUCACUGACAGCCGAACCGAACCGAACCGGUCAGUCCGUCAUGUCCAAACAGAGAGGCGGGAAGACCCUGAUCAUCACAGACGAUGAUGACGAUGAGAAGCAGGUAGAGGAGCAGAACCCGUUCUCCUUUAAAGAGUUCCUGCGCUGGAAGAACCAGGACCAGAACCAGAACCAGGACCAGGACCAGGACCUGGACCAAACCCAGCAGACAGGUUCUGAAGACAGCUUCCUGUCAGAGGCUCACCUGGCAGCACAGGAGGAGGAGUGGGGGCGGAGCUUCCUGUCUGGCAUCGAUAGCACCUCCUCCCUUUGCACCGAGGAGGAGGAGGAAGAUGUGGAGGAGGAGACCAGGUUCUGCUCCAAACCUGAAGGAGCUGCAGCUGGAGGAGGAGGAGAGAACUAUGAAGGAGACGAUGAGACCUCCAUGACUGAAUCAGCCACCUGCAGGAGGAGAAGUGGGAGGAGCUUACAGUUCCAGCAGCUGAAGGAGGAGAACGUAUUUCUGAGGAGAACCAUCAGGGAGGUGCAGAGGAGCGCCCAGGUCAACCAGCGCAGGGUGUCAGAGCUGUCAGAGGAGCUGCAGCAGAGGAGGCGGCAGGAGGAGAAGGAGGCGCAGGACCUGGAGAGCAUGGUUCACUCUGUGGAGCAGAACCUGCAGCUGAUGACGGCAGCUCCUCGGGGAGGCGGAGACUCUCCGUCUGGUCUCUCAGCUCCUGCAGUCCAUUGAUAAGAUCUCCACGGUCCACACAGAGUCCUGAACUCCUCUGGAACACCUGAGGGUGGAGAGGAGGAGGAGGAGGCUGUCAUGGAAACAGAGGAAUCAGCAGGUCCAGUGAAGGAGCAGAGAGAAGAUGUUUAAUUUCAACUUGACUCUAAAGAAGUUUUUAGUUUUUGGACAUUUUUAUUUUCAUCUUUAGAAACUUUUGGAUUAAAAUAAAUUUGUUACAUUAGUGAU